AAAUGCUCAAAAAACUAAUUGAUUGAAAGAGGGGAUAAUAAUUGACAAUUACCGCUAUAAAUAGCGCUGUAGACUGUUCUACAGAUUGUAUAUUUACUCGACUGUCCCCUCUCUCAGCUAUACAACGCCUAGAUUCAAGCAAAUAAUAACACAACACUCCAGAACACAGCUAAUCAGCAAAAUAAAUUCUCACAAUGUCUUCUGACUUCAAAGGAAAACUUGCCAUUGUUACUGGUGCUUCCAAGUUGAAUGGCAUUGGUUAUGCUACCGCCUAUCUCCUUGCUAAAGGCGGGGCGGAUAUUGUAGUCACUUACAACUCCAACAAGGCUGCUGUCCAAGAAGUUGUGGCCAAGCUCAAAGAGCUAGGUGUUCAGGUUAUCGCUGUUCAGAGCAACGCAGGCUCUCUAACAUUUGGAGACGACAUUAUCAAUGCCACUGUUGCAGCAUUCCCCGGUCGCAAGAUUGACAUCAUUGUCAACAAUGCUGGCCAUGCUACUUUCCCAGGAACUGCUUUCGACUCGCCCAUCGAAGAAUUCGAUGCCCUUUUCCACCCCAACGUUCGAGGCCCUCACUUGCUCAUUCGAGCUGCCUUGCCUCAUCUCACAACGCCUGGUGGCCGCAUCGUCAAUGUCGGCACUGCGGUAGCCCGUACUGGAGCUAACGUCGCCACGUUCUACACGGCUAGCAAGGGAGCUCUCAACACGCUUACUCUGGCGUGGGCAGAAGAGCUUGGCGAGAAGGGCAUCACGGUCAAUGUUGUUGCCCCCGGUCCUACUGCCACCGACUACGCUCCGCCAGAGGACUUUGACUUGACGCGAAAAUUCCGUGCUCAGCAAUACAUUAAGCGGAAUGGAACACCAGAGGAAGUUGCUAGUGCUAUUGUGUUUUCAGUUAGCCCGGGAGCGAGCUUCAUGUCUGGCCAAAUUAUCGGCAUUGACGGUGGCUUGACUUACGUUUAGAAUUUAGACGUUUAAAAUUUAGAAAGCAUCGAAUUGAGGUGUCUGUUUUGCAAGUCAGCCAUCCUGUUGUGUGAAAUAGAAUAGUUUACCUAAGGAAGGAUAUUACCAACAAAGGAUAUUUACUAUACCCG
Trichoderma asperellum CBS 433.97 is the source of this 1090-nucleotide messenger RNA. RefSeq lists its product as uncharacterized. The record is from RefSeq and is a predicted model, not a curated record. NCBI's taxonomy places the organism in Eukaryota, Fungi, Ascomycota, Sordariomycetes, Hypocreales, Hypocreaceae.